Mytilus trossulus (common blue mussel) is the source of this 828-nucleotide messenger RNA. RefSeq lists its product as uncharacterized. NCBI's taxonomy places the organism in Eukaryota, Metazoa, Mollusca, Bivalvia, Mytilida, Mytilidae. The coding region runs from base 1 to 828 and encodes 275 amino acids. The record is from RefSeq and is a predicted model, not a curated record. The transcript is spliced from 4 exons.
AUGCAUAUCGCAAGAACAAGCCUGAAAGAAGAAAUACAGGUAUUUUCUGAUAAGGAAUUUAAAGGUCUGUUAAUGAGCGGAGCGUACAGGUGCUACUGGAACAGAAUUUUUUUGACUGGCCCAUUUGGUGUCGGUAAAACGAGUUUAGCGAAAUUUUUGGUUGGUGACGAGGCUCUAGAGGAACGGGAAUCUACGGAUGGUAUCUGGAUUUACCUUGGAAGGGCUGGAAUGGACAUAAAAGAACGUUGUUGGAUAUUUCUAAAGCAUGGAACCAUAUUGAACGCAACAGUUCAAAGUUUGCUUAGAAGUAAAGAAAUGACAGCUGUUAAAUCAGUUAAUGAUACAGAAGAUCCAGAAACAGUUAAACAAAGCGAGGAUGCAGUAAAGCAUAGCGGGAACUUGUCAAAACCAGGUGCUCUUCAAUCUCAGGACAAUAUUCAACAGGCUGUCAAAAAGAAGUCAAAGUUCAAAGCUUUUCUCGAUCUCCCAAAUCGAAUACAGAAAGCAUUUAAAGGUAAAACUCCAAACGAUAAAUGUGCAAAGAUGGAAGAAACUAGGAUAGAAGAAAACUUGACUGGCAUAGAUAUGUCAGAAGAGGAAAUAAUCCAGCUUGUCCGUUCUAAAUGUACUCUAGGGCAGUACGAAAUGGUAAUAGUACCUAUAGACUUUGGUGGUCAAAAAAUCUACCACCUGACUCACCAACUUUUCAUUACAAGCCGAGGUACAUUUCUGUUGAUCUUCAAUGGCAGCAGAGGAAUACAAGAAGACAUACCAGAGUAUACAGAACUCCCCGGAUGUCAAGGGCAAAGAAACACAGCAGGUACAUAG